This is a messenger RNA of Nannospalax galili (Upper Galilee mountains blind mole rat), 1858 nucleotides long. It is a transcript of the gene Pgp, whose product is annotated as phosphoglycolate phosphatase. Gene Ontology annotation, cellular component: cytoplasm. Gene Ontology annotation, molecular function: sn-glycerol 3-phosphatase activity. The transcript has 2 exons. The record is from RefSeq and is a predicted model, not a curated record. The coding region runs from base 98 to 1063 and encodes 321 amino acids. Lineage: Eukaryota; Metazoa; Chordata; Mammalia; Rodentia; Spalacidae.
GCGUGCCAGAGGCGGGGCCGAGGCCGCGGCGGGUGGCAGCGAGGAGCGGUCGGUGGCGGCGGCGGCGGCCGGUGGCGGCGGCGGUCAGCGGGUGGCCAUGGCGGAGGCGGAGGCGGGCGGCAGCGAUAGCCGCUGCGUACGGCUGAACGCCGAGCGGGCCCAGGCGCUGCUGGCCGACGUGGACACGCUGCUGUUCGACUGCGAUGGCGUGCUGUGGCGCGGCGAGACGGCCGUGCCAGGCGCACCCGAAACUCUGCGGGCGCUGCGGGCCCACGGCAAGCGCCUGGGCUUCAUCACCAACAACAGCAGCAAGACCCGCGCGGCCUACGCGGAGAAGCUGCGGCACCUGGGCUUCGGCGGCCCGACGGGGCCCGACGCGGGCCUCGAGGUCUUUGGCACGGCCUACUGCACAGCGCUCUACCUGCGCCAGCGCCUGGCCGGCACGCCGGCCCCCAAGGCCUACGUGCUGGGGAGCCCGGCCCUAGCGGCCGAGCUGGAGGCCGUGGGAGUCGCCAGCGUGGGCGUGGGUCCGGAGCCGCUCCAGGGCGAUAGCCCCGGCAGCUGGCUGGAGGCGCCGCUAGAGCCGGACGUGCGUGCGGUGGUGGUGGGCUUCGACCCGCACUUCAGCUAUAUGAAGCUCACCAAGGCCGUGCGCUACCUGCAGCAGCCCGAUUGUCUGCUCGUGGGCACCAACAUGGACAACCGGCUCCCGCUGGAGAACGGCCACUUCAUUGCGGGUACCGGCUGUCUGGUGCGAGCCGUGGAGAUGGCCGCCCAGCGCCAGGCCGACAUCAUUGGGAAGCCUAGCCGCUUCAUCUUCGACUGCGUGUCUCAGGAGUAUGGCAUCAACCCAGAGCGCACGGUCAUGGUGGGGGACCGCCUGGACACAGACAUCCUCCUGGGCUCCACCUGUAGCCUGAAGACCAUCCUGACCCUCACCGGUGUCUCCAGUCUUUUGGAUGUGAAGAAUAAUCAAGAAAGUGACUGCCUGUCCAAGAAGAAAAUGGUCCCUGACUUCUAUGUUAACAGCAUAGCCGACCUCUUGCCUGCCCUUCAAGGUUAAAGAUCUAGUAUCUUUAAUCUCUGGAAUAAAAAAAAAAAAUUGAAAAUCAGUUACCUAAAUUAAUAGAUGGGGCUUAGGAAUGGCUCAGCUAGGUGGCUACAGACUGUAAAUGGAGUUAAGCAAAGGCAGUAGUUAACCUUGUAAGUAAACUUUGGCGGGGGGGGGGGGGCGUUGUUUACAGAUGAUUAUAUUUUAAGAUGCACUUUUAAGUUUGGAGGGCAUUAUGGGGUGGGUCCUGUGCCCAGGAUUCAGGUAGCCUCAGGCCUUGUUGGUGAGAGUGAGGUGGGUCAAGUGGUGUGUGUCAUACAUUUUAUGGAAAAACUUAAUUCAGGGAUCAAGCCCUCUGAGGGGCAGAGAAGAAAGGAAGGGCUCUUUUACAGACCAAAUUGGGGUUCCCCCCAUUGUGGUCCUCAGCAGGAGGAGCCUGUUACUGUGUACUAGUUCCUCACCUGCAGGUGGGAAUGGAGGGAGGGGGCUGCUCCCAAGUGGUUUCACCCUAUUGUUGGGGUGUGGGUGCUGCCCUUGACAUUCUCCACUUGCCCCUGCUUUCCUUGAAAACCACUUUGAUGUCACGAUUGUCUGUUCCCUUUCAGAUGCCCAGCACUGCAUCUAUUCAUACACAGCUCUCCGGUUCUGUAAACUCAGCCCAGUUACGUUCAGCUGUCUCAAUAGACAUUUAUAUACCCAUGUGUCUCACUGAGUGUGGUCCUCUGAGUAACCAAGUGGGUAUGAAUGCCUUCACUGAACUUGGCUGCUGUGCAGGGAGCUAUUAAAAAAUUUUUUUAAUCGGUGAAC